CGACAGCAGUCAGCUGAGUGGAGAGUCGAAUCAAGAGACCUUCAACCUUCCCCCCGCAAGAUCGAGCUUCGAGUAUAAUCGGCACGAAGGCCUCUGCCGCGCGGAGUCAGUCGCUGGCCGGCUGCCCCUUCAACGUUAUUUACCACUUGAUCGUGAGCGAACGACAUCCGUCAAUAUGAGCGAAAAAACGGUGCCAAAUGCUAUCAAGUUCCUCAUCGGUGGUACCUCCGGGAUGGCAGCCACAUGUUUUGUCCAACCACUGGACUUGAUAAAGAAUCGCAUGCAGCUAAGUGGCACGAAAACUUCAACAGUGCAAGUAAUUUCAUCGAUAAUGAAAAAUGAAGGACUCAUGGCAAUGUAUUCUGGACUGUCUGCUGGCCUCAUGCGGCAAGCAACCUAUACAACAACAAGGCUAGGAAUUUACACAUGGCUCUUUGAAUUAGCAUCGAAAGACGGCCAGCCAAAUUUUUUGACAAAAGCUGGCCUUGGUAUGGUAGCUGGAUGUAUUGGUGCAUUUGUUGGAACCCCAGCAGAAGUUGCUCUCAUUCGUAUGACAGCUGAUGGUAGAUUAGCAUUAGCUGACAGACGGAAUUACAAGAAUGUAUUUGAUGCAUUGUUUCGAAUGACAAGAGAAGAGGGAAUAUUUACCUUGUGGCGAGGAGCCAUCCCUACAAUGGGUCGUGCCAUGGUAGUUAAUGCUGCUCAAUUGGCUUCGUAUUCACAAGCUAAACAAGCUCUCCUUGAAACAGGCUAUUUUGAAGAAAACAUUACUCUGCACUUUGCAAGUUCCAUGAUUUCUGGUCUAGUCACAACUGCAGCAUCCAUGCCUGUUGAUAUUGCUAAAACUAGGAUCCAAAAUAUGAAAACAAUUAAUGGAAAACCAGAGUAUUCAGGUGCCAUAGAUGUGUUGACCAAAGUUGUGCGUAAUGAAGGAUUAUUUGCUCUCUGGAAAGGAUUCUUUCCAUAUUAUGCCCGUUUGGGACCUCAUACUGUCUUGACAUUCAUUUUCUUGGAACAAAUGACCUCGUUCUACAAAACACGUUUUGCGUAAUUAUCCAAAGUCGGCCAUUUCUACUCUAUUUUCAAGUAAUUACCAAUGCAAGCCCAGUUUAACACAAAUAACAAAAUAUAUUUUUUUUAUUUCUUUAUCUGUACGAUUUUGAGAAACGAUACAUUCUUUCAGCAUUCUUUUACAAGUGUAAGAAUCGUCGGGUACGAUUCGAAAAAUUUAACAUUUAUAUUACGGUAAUUUUUUAAAUGACUAUAAAUAUGCAAUUUUUUGUUAUCAAUUAUACGUACUGUAUAUACAUGUGUUAUCGAUUUAGAACGUAUACAGAGCUACGUCUAGUUAGAGUAAUAUAUUUUUACAAUAAAAAGUAAAUUGUUAUAUGAAACGUUCUGCAAUGUUUUAGAAUGUUCAAAAACCAAAAAUAUACAAUUACUUCAGUAAUACGACCAUUAUUUGAACUUUUGAAUAACUGUUUAUUGUAUUAAUAAAGUACUACGAUUCGUUUUGAAUUCUUGCUUUUUUUUCGCAAAAUUAACGUUACAUGUUAAAUAAAUUAUUAACACUAAAACCUGGUAAAACGUAAAAACAAGUGAUGUCAUGGUAGAGUGGGAGAUUGUCAAAAUUAUUAUCUAAUUAUAUUCUCUAGUCUACCUAAGUAUAAUAAGUUAGCGUGUAAAUUUUACUUUGAAAUUUCAUUUAUGUACAAUAGUUUUUGUUACUUGCAUUAUUAAAUUGAAAUAACUUUUAAAUGAUUUGCAAUA
Messenger RNA from Phymastichus coffea, 1770 nucleotides. RefSeq names its product mitochondrial 2-oxoglutarate/malate carrier protein-like. The transcript is spliced from 6 exons. Lineage: Eukaryota; Metazoa; Arthropoda; Insecta; Hymenoptera; Eulophidae. The record is from RefSeq and is a predicted model, not a curated record. Gene Ontology annotation, biological process: succinate transmembrane transport; malate transmembrane transport; phosphate ion transmembrane transport. The coding region runs from base 176 to 1051 and encodes 291 amino acids. Gene Ontology annotation, molecular function: oxaloacetate transmembrane transporter activity; antiporter activity; sulfate transmembrane transporter activity.